AUGACCACCUCAAACACCAGCACUCCCCAGCGCUUCUGGCGCAACAACGUCUCACCGGCCCCAUGGUACCCGAUCAAGGGCAUCUAUUACUUCGCCACACACCGAUUCUUGCAUCCACUCCUUCGAAGCAGAAUCAUACCACUCACGCUGCUGUCGACAUGUGUGUUGGCAAUUCUGUUCUUGACGGCGUACCUCCCGAUAGUGGCGUUUCUGGCGCUCUUCCAUUACAGAGGUUCUGCGUGGGUGAAUGGAACAUUUUUCAUUCUCGGCGUUGGCUCACUUCUCAUCCAAGUGCUGUUCGAAGCCAUAUUCGUCGAUCACACGCAAGUCGACAUCUUCGACGCUGUGCUAGUUGCUGAGGGCUACGAAGGCCUUGUCAAGAAGCGAAGACCCAUCUCGGAAGACAUCGAUGAGGCAGAUCCAUACAAGCGACUAGGUCCGCGCGACAAAGGAGCACAAUAUGCGCCCUUCUCCUUCAGGCAGAUCUUCGAGUUCGUGUUAUUCCUGCCACUGAACUUCGUGCCGUUUGUGGGUGUGCCUCUCUUCCUACUUCUUACAGGGUACAGAGCAGGACCUUUGCUCAAUUGGAGAUACUUUGCACUCAAGGAGUUCACGAAGAAACAACGAAAUCAGUACAUCAAGUCGAGAAAGCGGAGAUGGGAGUAUAUGUGGUUUGGAACGACUUAUAUGAUCCUGCAACUCAUUCCGGUUGUUGCGAUGCUGUUUCUUCUGACUUCUGCAGCUGGAAGCGCAUUAUGGUCUGUUCACAUGGAGCAGGAACAACAGCGUCUUGAUGAGCAUACGGACUUUGAAGACGAUGCAGAUCAGCCUCCAGAAUACACAGACGAGCCAUAG
Fulvia fulva is the source of this 855-nucleotide messenger RNA. RefSeq lists its product as uncharacterized. The transcript is spliced from 3 exons. The coding region runs from base 1 to 855 and encodes 284 amino acids. Lineage: Eukaryota; Fungi; Ascomycota; Dothideomycetes; Mycosphaerellales; Mycosphaerellaceae. Gene Ontology annotation, cellular component: lipid droplet; ascospore wall; prospore membrane. The record is from RefSeq and is a predicted model, not a curated record.